This is a messenger RNA of Orbicella faveolata, 2912 nucleotides long. RefSeq names its product transmembrane protein 45B-like. NCBI's taxonomy places the organism in Eukaryota, Metazoa, Cnidaria, Anthozoa, Scleractinia, Merulinidae. The record is from RefSeq and is a predicted model, not a curated record.
ACCAGGGAAAACGUGACAUCGUCAAAAAGGUACGGCUUAAGGGUGAAAAUUGAAUUUGAGCUAUACGUGCAGCGAGGUCAGCGAGAUUCUCGUGGGUCUUUCAGGUCCCUUUCAUUUUCUCGAUAAUUAACCAGUUUAUCACUAAUUUCCAAUCAUUGGUGUUACCAGCCCUGUUCCUUUCUAUACUCUGUCUUCAGUUCUGUUGCCAAUUUCGUUCUUUAAUUCCAACUUUACCAUUGGUGGGAAUUGAUUCGUUAUCGUCUAAAUUGCACUGUCCCAUCGUCAGGGGGCAGGAGGGGCGAGGGGAGAAAACACCCUAGAAGAAUGCGCCGCUAUUGAAAAGUCGCACUAACUAAAACAGAACUUGAACUCCUUACGCGCAGGCAAACAUAUUGUAUAUUUUAAAGAAUAAAUGAGUGAGUGGCGAAAUUUAUAAAUAAAUCCCAUUAUUUCCUCGUAGCGGUCUUUUUUUAAAAAAACAAAAACAAAAAAACAAAAGUACAUUUUCUCGUUAGCUUUACUAUAGAGUUCUACAAUUUGGGAAAACCUGAUAAGAGCUGUGUCAACAUUCGGGUUGAAACACCGUUGGCCUCUCGAGGUGUCACCAUGGUAGGGGGAAACUCACGAAAAAUGUUCUCCAUUUCUUUUAAAGUACACUAGAGUCAGUUUUUAACACUUGGAGUUCGAUUCAAACGGUGUAAACCAUUAUGCGUUGGUUUUUGCACGAACCAAGCCAUUAUCUCCGUUUCAAGUCGACGUUUAGGCGACGAAAAUACGUUUUUUUUAGUGCUAAGUGUAUGCUAACUAGACAAAAGUAUUGUUUGUCGUCAAGAUGUUCAACUAUCCAUUUAAAUCUCUCCACGAACAUGCCAAUUUGCAUGUGUGUUUGCUUAUAUGUACCUGUUGGACAUCAUAUACUUGUCGGUGUUAACAGGUUGAGUAGCAAUUCAAAGUUUAACCGUCUGACUCUGCACAAACACUGAGUUGUGACAUGGGUUCGUUAAAAGGGCAUCUUCUUCCUGGCUCGAUGUUCAUGGUAAUCUCUGUAUGGUGGUUUAUCGGCGAAACUCUGCAAAAAGCCGGUCACAGAAAUUAUUGCAAUCGCUCUCGAGGUCGCUCUCGCGGAUCAAGAGCAGCUGUCCAACCUGUGUGGUAUUCGUGUCCCGGCGCCAGGCUUUCCACAAUACCCGUGGAACCCAUUGUAAAAGUUGUGUUUGCGAUGCUGGGCGUCUUAGCCGAACUCCCCGCUUCCCGUGCAGCUACCUUGCAUGACGAGGAUGGAGAACUUAUCGCCCAACACUUGGAUAACUACACCCAUGCAGUUAUGUACGGUUUUUUUGGCCUUAGCGGCGUUUUCGAUCUUGUGAUGUGGUUUGACUUGUUUCCGCUGCCGCCAAAAUUCGACUAUUUGGUCAUCUCGUUGGCAUUUUGCUUCGAAGGGUUUUUGUUUUGCUUUCAUCUUCACGGGCGAGAUGAACUCAACGUGCGCUUACACACCUUCCUUUACAUUUUAGUGUUUGUCACCGCUGCUGUCUUUUUCUUAGCUGUAAUUUCCGACCAAUUUUUUCACUUCGUGGGUUUUUUGCGAGCUUAUUUAACGAGCUUGCAGGGAAGCUGGUUUUUCCAAGCAGGGUUUGUCCUUUUUGGACCCAACCCGUGGAAAAAUUCUCCAAGCAAUGUAGAGUUUUUGGGGAUCGUGUUUGCGUUUCACGCUUUGACUUGGUUUGUUGUUCAUUUGAUAUUACGCAUUGUCUGCUACCACUGUUACACCAAAAAGAACCAGCUAAACGAAAGCCUCUCUGAGGAGGAAAGCUCCGGCGAGGAGGCGGAUUGCGUGAUGUUGGGAGAGCUUUAGAGAAGAGGAAAGAACAAAAGAAAUUGCGUGAAGAAACAUAAUUAUUCAUUUCUACUGCUAAAUUUAAUUCAUUUACCAUUGUUAAGUGAAAGGCCCGUUUACAGCAUUUGACCAUAUGAGACGCUGUUCUUUUAUUUAUUUAUUUAUUUAUUUUGCUCAGAGACAUGACUUAGGUAACAAUUAGCUCACAGUCUGGGUCAACCUAUAGUAGAUAAAAUGUUUGCUGUUUAUGUUCUAGCUAGUAAUUACUACGUUAGUUAUAUGCUAAUUUACGCGAUUCAGUGCUGAAACCAUGCCUCGAGGAACGUGGUUUAAAACACGUAUCUAACCGCGAACAUCAUCCAUAGGCAAACAUUACUGUUCAAAGUCACUGAACUUAAAUACUGAAAAUUCAAGAAACGGUUUUACUUUUACGCAUUUGAAAAUUUUCAUUUUUUAAAGCGAAAUGUUUACGACCUUAGAGUGGGAAACAGGUGCGUAGAAAAAAUUGUUUGCUAUAUUAAGAUAAUGUAAAGGUAGAAGGAAACGUUAACUAAACUAUUUAACAAGUUAAGGAGCUUACACCAUGUAUUGUACUGUCAUAAAACAUGACAGUAAUUUUUGAAAAAAAUUACUGUAAAAAGAAGAUCAGAUCAUUUUCUUUAGAAAACAGCCUGAGGCCAAUGUUUUCUACACUUCUCAAGUGUUUACAAUUUUCUGGAGUGGCUAAUGGUUUAAUUAGGCUUCUCGAUAUGCUCGUGAAAGAAUAUGAACAAAUAUAGCUGUUUAAUAACCAGCCGGAUCGCCAGCAAAAUCUGAACUGUGUUUUGUUUUUAAAGUCAGUGAGGAGCUUAACAUUCUGCAGAGUCUGUUUUUGCGUAACCGUGCGUGGAUAAACGUUAAUAAAACUUUACACGGUGAGAAUGAAUUUGCAAUUCAAAGCAAGAACUAAAAUUAUUUGAACACGGGUGUCAAAAAACGGCUUACCUACUUCUAGCUAAGUGUUUACUUUAGGCUCCGUCCACGCUACGUCGGAGAAAUUUCGAAACGGCGUUUUCACACUGAAAACGCAUCAAAU